This is a messenger RNA of Molossus molossus (Pallas's mastiff bat), 1681 nucleotides long. Its product is annotated as tripartite motif-containing protein 5-like. The transcript has a single exon. Lineage: Eukaryota; Metazoa; Chordata; Mammalia; Chiroptera; Molossidae. The coding region runs from base 135 to 1643 and encodes 502 amino acids. The record is from RefSeq and is a predicted model, not a curated record. Gene Ontology annotation, molecular function: zinc ion binding; protein binding.
AACUGCCUGAAAUCAAGCUGAAUGGAAGUCCUACAACUACGAAAUUAAAUCAGCAGCUACAUCCAGACGGGCUUGGAUCUGUGAUCAAGAGGAACCUAGGACAUCAGAACAGGUCGGAGCAGGAAGCAGUUGCAAUGGCUUCAAGAGUCCUGGGGAACAUAAAGGAGGAGGCGACCUGCCCCAUCUGCCUGGAGCUCCUGAAAGAACCCAUGAGCCUGGACUGUGGGCACAGCUUCUGUCAAGACUGCAUCACUGCCAACAACAAGGAGUUGGGCCAGGAAGGAGAGAGUCACUGCCCAGUGUGCAGGCUAAGUUACCAGCCUGGGAACCUGCGGCCUAGUCGGCAUUUGGCCAACAUAGUGGAGAUGCUUAGGAACGUCAAGUUGAACCCAGAGGAGGAACAAAAAAGAGAUCUAUGUGUGCGCCAUGGAGAGAGGCUCCUGCUGUUCUGUAAGGAGGAUGAAAAGAUCAUUUGCUGGCUUUGCGAGCGGUCUCAAGAGCACCGUGGUCACCACACAUUCUUCAUGGAGGAGGUUGCUCAGGAGUACAAGGAGAAGCUCCAGGAAGAUCUGAAAAGGCUGAUGUCAAAGGAGCAAAUAGCUGAGAAGUGGAGAGAGGACAUCAGAGAAGAGAGAACUUCUUGGAAGGAUCAAAUAGAAAAUGAGAACCAGUGUGUCCAGGAUUGUUUUAAAAGACUGAGAGAGAUCCUGGACAAUGAGGAGCAGAAGGAGCUGCAAAGGCUGAAGAAGGAAGAUGGAGAUGUUCUCAACGACCUGGCUCAGGAUGAGAGUAAACUGGGCAAGCAGAGCCAAUUGUUGAAAGUACUCAUCUUGGAUCCGGAGCAUCGGUUGCAGGGGUCAACACUAGAGAUGCUGCAGGAUGUGAAUAGCAUCAUGAAAAGGAGUAAGACCUUCAUUCUGAGGAGGCCAAAAACUCUCGUCAAGAAACAAAGGAGUGUGUUCAAAGGACCAGAUCUGACAGAGGUGCUGCAAAAGUUUACUGGGCUGACGUGGAUGCGACACUAUUGGGUUCACGUGACCCUGAAUCCUCCCAAGAAAAAAUCAAAUGUUGACAUUUCUGCAGGUGGGAAAGAAGUGAGAUGUGUGUUACGUCAGAAUACAAAUUGUGCUUCUGAGAAAUGUGAAAAUGAGGAUUAUGGUAUACUCGGCUCGCUGGUGAUCACCUCACGGAAAUAUUACUGGGAGGUGGAUGUGUCCGAGAAACGUGCCUGGGCCUUGGGAGUAUGUGUUGAAAAAUGCCCUGACUUUAGGCCGGGUUUUGUAAGACAGAGUAACAACUGUCAACAUAUUUACUCCAGAUGUCAACCUAAAUGUGGCUACUGGGUUAUAGGGUUAGAGAAUCAAUGUGAAUAUAAUGCUUUUGAGGAUGGUUUUAAUUUUAACCCAUCAAAGGUACCCCUCAAACUGACUGUUCCUCUCCAUCGUGUUGGGAUUUUCCUAGACUACAAUGCUGGCACCGUUUCAUUUUUGAAUGUCACAAACCAUGGCUUUCUCAUUUAUAAAUUCUCUUCAUGUUCCUUUUCUCAGAAAGUGUUUCCAUAUUUCAAUCCUAUGACAUGUACUGGCACCCUGAAACUAUGUUCCUCAAGGCCUAGUUUUCCUUUGGCGCAUCCAGCAAAGUGAGUUUAUCUGCACCAUUCUCACCAUCUCUUCUUUGCUGC